Messenger RNA from Sapajus apella (tufted capuchin), 1745 nucleotides. RefSeq names its product ataxin 3 like (gene ATXN3L). Gene Ontology annotation, molecular function: cysteine-type deubiquitinase activity. Gene Ontology annotation, biological process: protein deubiquitination. The record is from RefSeq and is a predicted model, not a curated record. The transcript has a single exon. Gene Ontology annotation, cellular component: nucleus. NCBI's taxonomy places the organism in Eukaryota, Metazoa, Chordata, Mammalia, Primates, Cebidae. Bases 469 to 1533 code for a protein of 354 amino acids.
UUGCAAAACCCCAUGGUGUCCAUUCAGUUAAAGCCCAUGUUAUUUCUUUCCCAGUUACCGACCCAAUCUUAUGUUUAGUGCUGUGGUAAAUUUCAUCUUUAUUUACUUACUAAAACCAUGCUGACAACUACCAUUAGAGAGGUAUUUCCUUUUAUAGGACAUCUGAAAAUCCCAGGGGCACUACUAUGGUUCAAGUCAUCAUUAUCACCUAAAGGAUAACCCCAAAAUCCCAUAUUCACUUUAGGUUUCCCAUCAGCUCUUGACUGGAUACUGGCAAAGCCACCUUGGUCACCAUAGUGCUUUGUGACAUCAUCUCUGACCUGAACACCUACAGAAUCCCAUGGUUUUCAUAAGCUUUGAAAACUGUACACCUAUUACAUGGACAUCUCCAUACUGUCCAGAUAGGUACCAAAGCUGGGCAUACAACAUCUCCCCGCAAACCUACAAAAACACCUGGUUCCAAUCAACAUGGAGUUCAUCUUCCACGAGAAACAAGAAGGAUCCCUCUGUGCGCAGCACUGCCUAAAUAAUCUACUUCAAGGAGAAUAUUUUAGCCCUGUGGAAUUAGCCUCAAUUGCACAUCAGCUUGAUGAAGAAGAGAGGAUGAGAAUGGCAGAAGGAGGAGUCACCAGUGAAGACUAUCGCGCAUUUUUACAGCAGCCUUCAGGAAACAUGGAUGACACAGGUUUCUUUUCUAUUCAAGUUAUAACCAAUGCUUUGAAGUUCUGGGGUUUAGACGUGAUCCUUUUAAAUAGCCCUGCCUAUCAAAAGCUUGGGAUUAAUCCUAUAAAUGAAAGAUCUUUUAUAUGUAAUUAUGAACAACACUGGUUUACUAUUAGAAAAUUUGGAAAACUCUGGUUUAACUUGGAUUCUCUCUUGGAGGGUCCAGAAUUAAUAUCAGAUACAUACCUGGCACUAUUUCUCAGUAAACUGCAAAAAGAAGGCUAUUCUGUAUUUGUUGUUAAGGGUGAUCUGCCAGACUGUGAAGCUGACCAACUCCUGCAGACCAUCAGGGUCAAACAAAGAGAUCGACCAAAACUUACUGAAAGAAAACUACCACUAGAAAAACAACAAAGAGACCAUAAAACAGUCCUUGAAAAAGUGUCAGAAGAAACUGAUGAAUCUGACGUAUCAGACGAAGAUGAGGAGGAUUUUCAGAGGGCCCUAGCACUGAGUCAUCAAGUAACCAAGAGAGGAGAUGCAGAUCUCCACAGAGCUAUUGAGUUAAGCAUGCAAGGUACUUCCAGAAACACAUCGCAAGAUCUUCCGCAGACAUCGUGUGUAACUCCUGCUUUGGAAGAGCUGAAGAAAACAAAAGACUAUUUUGAAAAGGAUGAGCAAGAACAACAGCAGAGGAAACAAAAGUCAGAUCCACCAGGUCACAGUUCAUGUCCAUCCGAAAUGCCAACAACAAGUCUGAGAGGAACUGACAGUGAUCUCAGUGAUGACAGCAAUGAAGACAUGCUCCAGGCCGCUGUCGACAUAGUUUUAGAUGCUGUUAGAAAUAGUUUGAAAAUCAGUGAAGAUAAGUAAGACCUUUAGAAAUGAUUUAGAUAGUCAUACUUUCCAACAUUAUCCUGUGUGAUUAUAUUGUAGGAUCCAUCUUGGUAAUCUGUCAAAGAGAUGAGGAAAUAAGACUUUUAGGUGGUUUGCAAACAAAAGGGACAGCACUGUAGGACUAAAUAAUGAUCGUUCAACUACUAGCCAAAGAGACACCCAGCAAUUAAUUAAAUUUACAACAGCUU